This is a messenger RNA of Lycium ferocissimum, 624 nucleotides long. RefSeq lists its product as uncharacterized. Lineage: Eukaryota; Viridiplantae; Streptophyta; Magnoliopsida; Solanales; Solanaceae. Gene Ontology annotation, molecular function: nucleic acid binding; RNA-DNA hybrid ribonuclease activity. The record is from RefSeq and is a predicted model, not a curated record. The coding region runs from base 1 to 624 and encodes 207 amino acids. The transcript has a single exon.
AUGAAAGUGAGAAGGAGUAACUUUAAGUAUGCACCCUACAAUUGGAAUGAAUUGGUGCAAGUGUUACAGGCUUAUACUCAUAAGUACAAGGUUACACAGGUACUAUGGAAAUUUCCAGAAAUGGGAUGGAUCAAAUGUAACACAGAUGGUGCAUCGAGGGGUAAUCCUGGUAGAAGCUCUUGGGGUUUCUGUGUUAGAAAUAAUACUGGAGACAUUAUUCAUGCUCAGGCAGAGGAGAUAGAGGGGGCAUAUUCUACAAAUACACAAGCAGAAGUAAUGGCCAUACUUCAGGCUCUGAGAUUUAUUAAGCACACUCAGAGGGAUCAGGUACUCAUUGAAACUGACUCUUUACUUCUAGUGAAGGUGAUUCAUAAAAUCUGGGAGGUGCCUUGGCAAAUAGUGAAUGAAAUGGAGGAGAUUUGGGAAAUUAUGGCCACUAGGAGUAUAAGUGUGAAUCACAUUCUGAGAGAAGGAAAUAAAAUGGCAGAUUAUUUGGCAAAUUUGGCACUAGAUAAUGGCAGCGUCCUAGUUAGCUCAUUUCAGCAACUGGAAAGGGAAGGAAGAAGAUUACUCAACAAUGACAAGUUACAAUUGCCAUAUCUGAGAAGGAGAAUUUGCACAUGA